Eublepharis macularius is the source of this 4525-nucleotide messenger RNA. It is a transcript of the gene CDCP1, whose product is annotated as CUB domain containing protein 1. NCBI's taxonomy places the organism in Eukaryota, Metazoa, Chordata, Lepidosauria, Squamata, Eublepharidae. The transcript has 9 exons. The record is from RefSeq and is a predicted model, not a curated record. Bases 99 to 2633 code for a protein of 844 amino acids.
UCCGAGAAGCGCCCCGGCAGACUCGCGCCCAGCCCGAUCCGCCUGCCUGGCGCGGCGAGGGGCGCCCAGGAAGCAGCCCGCGGAGCCGAUGCUCUGAGAUGGCUGCGCACCGGCCACUCGCGCUGCUGCUGCUGCUCCGCCUCGCACUGGCCGCGGCUGUGACUCUCCCGGGGGCAGGUGCCUUUACAAUCUCCAUUCGUUCUGUUGACAAUCUAACCGUUCUGAUAAAGCCUGGACCUUCUACUCAAGCAGAAAAGUUCUGCCGGCUGUGUACAGGGAGAGAUUGCUUCUCCGAACGGAAAGUGCGACCCGGGGAGCAGUUUAAUUUUUCUUUUGAAUGUCAAGCACCAGAAAAAUAUUGGGUCUUGUUGGUUGAAAAGUACAUUGAUUGUACAUCAAGACUGUGCCCCUUUGCAGAUGUUCUUCUUCAGCCUUCAGGAUUACCGAACCUUAAUAGGACAUUUAUUUGGGAUGUUAAAGCUGAUAGAAAACAUGCACUUGUACUGAAGUUUGCUACAUGGUUAAGACAAGUGGAACCUGGGGACACUUGCCAAGAUCAAGUUGUUUACAAAAUUGGCAGCCGCUUUGAUGCCAGCACAGUCAAUAUCGGAUCGUUCUGCAAAAAUGGUUCAGUUUCUCGGGUGAAGGUACAAGGGGAAGUAAUAAUGACCCUACAGCUUCCCUGGGAUUCAAAACUCAACACUUCCGGUUUUAAGAUAGAAAGCAGGGAUUCCAUAAAAAGAUUGUGCAUUAUUGAAUCAGUGUUUCUGAGUGAAUCAUCGGCAACCUUGAUGUCUGCCAACUUUCCCUUGGGCUUCCCGGAAGAUGAACUCAUGACUUGGCAGUUUGUUGUUCCUCAUACCUUGAGAGCCAGUGUCUUCUUCCUCAACCACACCAAGCCAAAUUGUGAACGGAAAGAACCGAGACUGGAGUACUUCUUACCUGGAAAUAACAACCCUGAGAUUUAUUCAUGGAAAGGUGGACAACCAAUUAAUAUUCCUGGUAGCUUCAGCCUUUCCUUGCAAGGCUGUGAUCAAGAUGAUACGGACCCUGGGGCUCUUCGCCUGCUUUUUAAAGUUGAUGUUCACUACCCUAAAAAUGAAGAGAAUAUCUCCUUCACUGUUGACCUCAGGUCUGAGAAGGACAUGAAUGUUACAUUUUAUUCAGAUGUACUGCAGUCCGGAUCCCAUUCACAGAAUAAACCUACCUGCUUAAUCUGCAGAAGCACUAGACACUGUGGACCCAAUGUGACGUUAUCAUCUGGUGGCUCAACUUCAAUAACCAUUCUGUGCACCCAAAAGGAUUUAUCCAGCUGUGUAAAGAUGGUUGCUGAAAAAUCUUUAGCCUGUUGGAAGUCGAGGGUCUGUCAAAAUAGACAGUUCCUUCUGUUUGUACCCAAGAGUCUUCUCAGGCUUCCAGUCCCGCUUGACUCGUUUGUAUGGAAACUUACAGCCCCUGAAGACACCAACAUAGAACUCAGGGCUCCAGGCUUGAAACUACAGCAACAUAUCCCCAACCAGCAACACAAAUGCAGUGGAAGUUACAGUUAUGCCAUUAAUGGGACCAACCCAGGGAAGACCUUAGGAUUUGGUAUAUAUUGUCCAGGGGGAGCUAUUGAAAAAAUCCAGAUAAGAAACAAUGUCACCAUAAGCCUGAAGACAUUUGGACUCCGGUUCAACAGUACCUAUUGGGAUCAGGAUCUGAAGUUGUCUUUUGUGCCUGCUAUGAAAGAAGAUUGCAUUUUCACAGUUUCCCCAGCUCCAAAAUCCAAAGUUUACUUAGAGACCCCUAACUGGGUGGAUGGUCUACCUUCCCACAUGAACGUCUGUUGGAACAUCAGUGUCCCAAGGAAGAGUACUGCACAGCUUCAAUUCUUAUCUGAUCGGAUGGGUGUUAUUUGUGAGGAGGGAUGGGCUAAUGUCUACGUUAAUGAACAGACCCCAAAUGCAGAUAAUAUUGUACUCCGUAAUGAUCAGCUACUGCCGAGGACUCUAGAUAUGCGUCAUAAUUUCUGGAUAAACAUCAGUAACUGUAAACCAGCUCGUAAUAAUAUUCUAUCCAUGCAAUUCACCGUGACAAUCGCUGGCAAAAAAUCAGAUGUGGCUAUCAUCGCUGGUGGGGUGGCUGGUGUACUAGCAGUGCUAACAGCUAUCGGGCUUGCUGUAUGCUGCAUUAAGAAAAAGAAGAAAAAGGAAACUCCCCAAGCCCCAGUGGUUGGGGUGUAUAAUACUAAUGUCAACACCCAGCUCCCUGCCAAACAGGGCGUGUUCAAAAAGGGGCGGAAGAACAAUGAGUCGCAUGUCUAUGCAGUCAUUGAUGACACCAUGGUCUAUGGGCAUUUGCUGGAUAACUUGAGCAGACCCGCAAAUGCUGAGGUAGGCGUCUAUCGGCCUUUUACAGGUCCUGUGAGUUCCAGGCCUCCUUCUCCCCCUCCAGUCUCAUCUUUCAGGAAAAUGUCCAAACUAUCUAGCACUGAGGAGUCCUCCAUACCAGUGACUGACAAUGAGAUAUAUACCUUUGCGCAGCGUGCACUGGAGCCACUCAAGAGUAAUGGUGACACACGUGUGAGUGAUAAUGGAGAGGUGGGCAUGUCCUUACUUGGAAAAAAGGAACUGGAAAACUCAGUGGAAUAACCUUGAUACAAAAACUAAGACUUCUCGGGCAUGUAGACAGAACUGUGGUUUACACAUGGUUGUGCCUUUCCUUUUUUAAAAAAAGGAAUAAUUUUAAAGCCUAUUUUUACAAUUCCCUUUGUAAAUUGUUCCUUGCAAAUCAUGUCAGUUUUUUAGCAUGAGUUUUCAGGCAAUGUAUCAUAAGGACACUGUCCAGAAUCUUGAACAUAUAAAGGUAUGGCAAAGAUGCAUUUCCAACUUCUGUUAGACUUUUUAAAAAGCCAAGAAGCUAUGUACAGCAUUUUAAGGGGACCUGGAAAACCGCAUUUCCAAAGCUAUCGAUUUCUUUGGCUCGUGAAGAUGGACUAGCAUUGAUAUGAAGAUUCCAGCCAUGCUGCAGAAUGAAUCCUUUGACGGAGGAGGGGGGGCACCGCUCGAAGAGGGCUUUUCUAACUUAAAAGCUCAUCGUAGGAAGAUGAAUUUUAUUCAUUGUAUAGUUCUAAGUAAGAUUACACCAGUAUUUGAAUGGACAUCUGUACAACUAAACAAAAGUGAUGGUUGUGUUUGGAAAUGAGAAUUCCACAUCCAAUCAGUUGUGUAAAUAUAUGUAAAAUAAAAUAUUUUAUUUGUAUUUUCUUUAUGUGGAAACAACUUGGUGAAUUUUAACCAGCUGUCAUCAGUGAUGCUUGUGAAAGGUUGGGGAUUGGUCCAUAUGAUGUCUUGUAUCUCCAGAAUGUCAAAGGUCCAAUGCACAGAAGUAUGGAAGCCGUGUCCGACACAUACAGUAACCAUGCUUUAUGCUGCAUUCUCAAUUUAUAGUGCAAAGCUUGGUGGGUUUUAAAGAUGAAACAUGUCUCGGAGAACAAAACAAAACUCCCUUUUACUUGUGGAUUUGAGUUCUGCCAGUUUUCUGACAGGAUGAUGAAGAUCCAGCAAGAUACCUGUAAGCUGCUUCUAGGUUUUCUUGGAAUGCGUUGUAAAAAUGUAAGAUGUCUUUGGCCAGUAUUGGAUCAAUGGUCAAUAUACUUAUCUGCAGUAACAGAAGCACAGAGUUGGAAGAAGCAACAAUUGUGUAGCUAAUGCUAACAUGCAGAUGUCCCAGCCCUUACACAAUACUGAACUUUCUAGCAUUAAUAUAUUUUCAAGUGCCUCAUUUCUGGGUAUAGAUGUGUCUUGUGCAAUGUACAUGACAUUGCAAUGUAUACGACAUUGCACACAGUUCUAGACUUCCAAGCUGCCACUGACUGUUUUAUAGUGAGAAAAUCCAUGCACGGCGGUUUUUUAAAAAUCCGUGCUUACAAGUUAGGAAAGAAAUGGAAAGAUAAUAAUUUGGCCUCGUAGCAGUAUACACAAUGGUUUCACAUGCACUCCAAAUCAGUAGAUCAUAUAUGAGAAAGCAUUUUCACUGGUCUUUGUGGAUGCUAGUAUUUUGUCUUCCUGUAGACAAAAGGGAUUGGUUGCACAAGAGCUCUUGCCCCACUUCCAUUUACUUUACUGCGUAUUGAGUUAAAGGAAGUUGUUUCCUGUGUUGAAUAAGCAGAGUUUAGUAAAAAAUAAAAAUUUCAAGUUAAUCAUUAGAAUCCAAAGAGCAGUGUGGUUGUAGAUCUUCUGAGGUUCUUUCCAAAAGCCACCUCCACAAUAUCUUGCAAGCUGCUUCUCAGAAUCAACGGGCUUCUCCAUCAGGAAGAGCUGCAGCCUGGCAAAAAAGAAAUGGGGGAAAUGCUGAUGGACUUAGAAAAGUGCUUGCAUUAACCAGAGGCUCUGUGAUUAUUUCCGAUGUUUUAUAUAUAGUGGAUUCAUAUUUAUUUGCAUCGAUGUGUGUUUGUGUGUGAGAGAGAGUGAGAUGUAAUAUGUAAUUAUAAUUUGGUUUACAUGCAGGGCUUUUUUUCAACUGGAAUGCGGUGGAACGGAGU